Drosophila hydei is the source of this 1145-nucleotide messenger RNA. RefSeq names its product sentrin-specific protease 8-like. Gene Ontology annotation, biological process: proteolysis. The transcript has a single exon. Lineage: Eukaryota; Metazoa; Arthropoda; Insecta; Diptera; Drosophilidae. The record is from RefSeq and is a predicted model, not a curated record. Gene Ontology annotation, molecular function: deNEDDylase activity; cysteine-type peptidase activity. Bases 98 to 763 code for a protein of 221 amino acids.
CAACAGCAACAGCAACAACAGCAGCAACAGCAACAACAUUAACAGCAAUGCAAACAUUUGCCCAGCUAGCUCGAGCAACAGCAGCAGCAGCACCAACAUGGUGCACAGUAAGAAGCCGAAGGCAUCUCGUGCCGAUCCCAUUUUGGCAUCGCUCAGCAAGAACGCGCUGCGCAUGAGCGAUGUGCAGCUGCUGCACGGACCGCACUGGCUGAACGAUGCAAUAUUGAAUUUCUAUUUCGCCUAUUUGGAGGAAAUCAAAUACAAAUCGAAUAUGGACUUUCUCUUUGUCACCCCGGAGAUGUCGCAGUGCAUGCUCUAUAUGGACGACAAGGAGCUGCACGGACUGCUGGUCUCGCAGCAUCAGGUGCUGCGCAAGCCGUUCAUCUUCAUAGCGGUCAAUGACAGUCAUUCGCGUGAUCGGGGCGGCGCCCACUGGUCGCUGGUUGUGGCCUCCAGGCCGGACAAGAGCUUCUUUCAUUUCGAUUCGUAUGGCGGCGGCAAUACGAACUGCUCCCUGGAGCUGGUCAACAAUAUCAAAGACGUGCUGGACAUGCAGCAUGCACGCUUCCGUGGCAUGCGCUGCCUGCAACAGAGCAACGACUACGACUGCGGCAUCCACGUCAUUUGCAUGGCCGAUCAGCUCACUGACUAUGUGAAUCGCUAUGACAGCGUCGAUGGAGUCCAGCCCUUGCAUCAGGAUGUCAUCAAGGCCAAGCGCAAUCAACUGAUCAAGCUGGUCGCCUCGCUGGGCCAGCAUAUUUAAGCAACAACAACAACAACGACAACAACAACGACAACAACGACGACUACAACAACACAGCCUGCAACAAGAACUUUAAACCGAAACGCAUUUUUCCAACUUUUACGUUUCGAUAACACUCAGACUGCAUUACACACUGCAUUUUACAACACUGGACUCAUGUGCUUUUUAGCUCUCUCUCGCUCUGGCUCGCUCGCUCGCUCACUCUCUCUCUCUAACUCUUUGGCUCGCUCUCUUUGACUGUUUUGGAAAAUGCGUUUUGUUUACUUCUUGACACACACUGACACGCCCACACGCCCACACACACACUGAACAACUAACUGUUUUUAGUUUUGCUGUAUAAUACAAGAAAUACAAUACAUGAUCUCAAGCAGACAACAUUAAA